Eimeria tenella is the source of this 687-nucleotide messenger RNA. RefSeq lists its product as uncharacterized. Lineage: Eukaryota; Apicomplexa; Conoidasida; Eucoccidiorida; Eimeriidae. Bases 1 to 687 code for a protein of 228 amino acids. The record is from RefSeq and is a predicted model, not a curated record. The transcript is spliced from 3 exons.
AUGCUACUUUCACUCGCAGAAUCAUCUGAUGUCCCCAUAAUAUGCCCCGAUUCAGUGCGGCGCCUGCUUUCAGAAGCAGCAGCAGAAGAAAGCCUGCUGCAGCGUCAGCCUACAGCUGCAGCAGCAACCGCAGGUCUAGACGGGGACGUACAGCUGGAUGACAUUUCCCUCGCUAGCCUCCCCCUGCGGCACAGAGAAGCCUACAGCCGGUUGGCCAGCCGACUAGCAGAGUGUUGCUCUGCAUGGGGUUGCUCUGCUGCUGCUGUCCACUGCUGCGGCGCGGCUGCGCGGCUAUUGGGGCGUGCUGUGGCCGAAAGGAUUCCUCCGAAGCCAAAGGGGGCAUCGAUUGCUGCGGCUGCUGCUGCUGGUGAACAGCGAGAGAGGGAGGUGUUGCUGCUAAUUGUGGACAGGCUACAGGACCUGCAGUCCCCUUUGGCCCCUGGCAGCCUCCUAUCACCUUCAGCUCCAUCGGAUGGGGGUGAAUGGACUCUACAGCAGCUUAAGGUGCUGCAGCAGCACAAGCAACGACAAGAGCAGCCACAGCAACCGCAGCUAGUUGACCCCUCUGCUGUCCCAAGUCAGCUCAUUGACUCCACAGGCGUGAGACGGCCGUACACAGUAACUUGGGACCCCCUCAGACCGUACUGUAACUCAAAGGGGCUCUUCAAAAAUUUACAAGAACAGUAA